Phytophthora infestans T30-4 is the source of this 1323-nucleotide messenger RNA. RefSeq lists its product as uncharacterized. The record is from RefSeq and is a predicted model, not a curated record. Lineage: Eukaryota; Oomycota; Peronosporomycetes; Peronosporales; Peronosporaceae. The transcript has a single exon. The coding region runs from base 1 to 1323 and encodes 440 amino acids.
AUGAUACGGCGCCACAUGCUAAUCGGAGCUCGACGCUUCCUGAGCUCCAGACACAAGCCGGAGCGCUUCUCGUUGCUUGCCACUGCUCUGCGAGUGUUUCACGAACAGAAUGGCCAUUUUCUCAUUCCUUACACGUUCCAGGUGCCUCGAAAAGAAGCCCAAAGUUCCGACAGCAAUCCGUGGCCACAGGAGACGCACGGGCUCAAUUUGGGCCGCGAGAUCCGUAAAUUCGUCGAUGUUUCUAACCUUAAGAGCUCGCCAGAGCUUCAUAAUAUACGUCGCCAAUUGGAUACCGUUGGUUUCCCCCAGAUCCGCGACUGGAAGCGCUUCCAGUGGGAACAGAAGUCGCUUUCGGCAUUAAAGACAUUCAAGCAAAUUCAGGGCGAUCUGCUGGUGCCUCGCAAGUUUGUGGUACCUGAGGAAGAUCGUCAAUGGCCGAAACCCACGUGGGGACUGAAAUUGGGCUCUCAUGUAAAUUUUCUGCGUCAAACGAGAGAGAAAUUAACGACAUACCAGGUUCAGGACCUCGACGAUAUUGGGUUCGUGUGGGUGGUGGCAGACUACAAUUGGGACGUGCUGUUCAUGCCCGCCCUUCGGCGAUAUCGACAGCUCUAUGGUCACUCUGAUAUACCUCAGAAUUUCGUGAUUAGAGAGGAGAAAAACAACGAGUGGCCGAAAGAGCUGCAAGGAUACCGGCUGGGGUCGAUGGUGAACCGUACUCGAACCGCUUCGGGUUAUGUGGAAUUUGUGGAGCGUGACAGAGAAGAACUGGAGCAAUUGAGUUUUUAUCUCAAUAGCAACGACCAAAAAUGGCAAGAAAACAUCCUCCCUGCUUUUGAAAUGUAUCAUCGUGUCCAUAGAAACUGCAACAUCAACACGCACUUUAUUGUACCAGAAGAGGAGCCAUGGCCGCAGUCGAUGUGGGGCAUGCGACUUGGGUUUAUUGCACGGAACAUUCGGAACAGAGGAGACUUUUUCCUACAAGUUGCGCGAGACUAUGAGAAACUCAAAAGCAUCGGCUUUGUAUGGAACGUAUUUGCAGCCAAGUGGCAAUACGCGGUGCUCCCGGCGUUGCAUACCUACGUGCGUGUGUAUGGCGAUGCCAACGUCCCAGUCGACUUUGUGGUGCCACCGGAGGAUCCGUGGCCAGAGGAGUCGCAUGGACUGAAGCUAGGAGAGCUGGCAGCGAGCCCUAUGCGACGGAAAAACUUCGCUGACUUUAUCGAGAUCGACCGCAUGCAGCUUGAAGCGCUGGGUUUCUUUUGGUCUGCUCUUCCAGACGGCGAUAUCAGUGGCGAUGACGCGUUUCGGUUGCUACUAUAG